This is a messenger RNA of Brassica napus (rape), 1945 nucleotides long. Its product is annotated as probable serine/threonine-protein kinase PBL3. Bases 317 to 1702 code for a protein of 461 amino acids. NCBI's taxonomy places the organism in Eukaryota, Viridiplantae, Streptophyta, Magnoliopsida, Brassicales, Brassicaceae. The record is from RefSeq and is a predicted model, not a curated record. Gene Ontology annotation, biological process: protein phosphorylation. The transcript is spliced from 6 exons. Gene Ontology annotation, molecular function: ATP binding; protein kinase activity.
AACCCACACCACCAGAGCCUUUUGAAAUGUUAAGUGUGCUGUGCUUAUCUGUGUUCUCUCUCAGAAUUUAACAUUCCUUCUUCUCUCCUUCUGAUAUUUUGGCUUUUUCUUAGAAUCUUCCUUUUUUAUUUUCACCAAAAAAAGAAAAAUCAAAAAAAUAUUAAUCAUUUACCGGUAUCAGUUACACCUACACUUUGCGCCGCUGAGCAAAUCAAUAAGGAUAAUAAGAAGAAGCUCGUUUGCUUCCAUUUUCAAAUAUUCGUUGCCUAGAGCAAAAAAUCAAAAAACAAAAAGAUUGAGACUUGAUCUUAGCAAAAUGGGUAAUUGUUUGGAUUCAUCAGCUAAAGUGGAUAGUAGCAGCCGCCAUGCUAACUCUGGUUCAUCGGGUUCAAGACCUUCUAGCAAGACAAGCCGUUCCACAGUUCCCUCAAGCCUAAGCAUCAAUUCAUACACUAGCGUAGAGUCUUUGCCUACUACACCAAGAACCGAAGGAGAGAUACUGUCAUCACCCAAUCUCAAAGCUUUCACCUUUCACGAGCUCAAGAGCGCUACUAGGAACUUCCGACCUGAUAGUCUUCUAGGCGAAGGAGGUUUUGGUUAUGUCUUCAAAGGCUGGCUUGAUCGUACAACCCUUACCGCUUCCAAGCCUGGUUCUGGUAUCGUUGUCGCUGUUAAGAAGCUUAAAACUGAAGGUUUUCAAGGUCACAAGGAGUGGUUGACUGAAGUGAACUAUCUUGGUCAGCUUAGUCAUCCAAAUCUCGUCAAGCUAGUUGGUUAUUGUGUAGAAGGUGAAGACCGGUUGUUAGUCUAUGAGUUCAUGCCAAAAGGAAGCUUGGAGAAUCAUCUUUUUCGACGUGGUGCGCAGCCACUAACAUGGGCUAUAAGGAUGAAAGUUGCAAUAGGAGCAGCCAAGGGUCUUACUUUUCUUCACGACGCUAAAUCACAAGUGAUAUAUAGAGACUUUAAAGCUGCAAACAUUCUACUCGACGCUGAGUUCAAUGCUAAGCUUUCAGACUUCGGUCUAGCUAAAGCAGGUCCUACUGGUGAUAGGACUCAUGUGUCCACACAAGUGGUUGGUACUCACGGUUACGCAGCCCCUGAAUAUGUAGCCACAGGACGGUUAACUGCUAAGAGUGAUGUCUACAGUUUUGGUGUGGUGCUACUGGAACUACUCUCAGGACGAAGGGCAGUGGACAAAUCUAAAGUGGGAGUGGAGCAGAGUCUAGUGGAUUGGGCUACACCGUAUCUUGGCGACAGGAGAAAGCUCUUCCGGGUAAUGGACACGAGGUUAGGAGGUCAGUAUCCUCAGAAAGGAGCAUAUACAGCUGCUAGUCUUGCAUUGCAAUGCUUAAACCCUGACGCAAAACUCAGACCCAAAAUGUCAGAAGUUUUGGCCAAGUUGGAUCAGCUUGAAUCAACAACUACUAAACCUGGAACUGGAACUGGAACUGGUACAAGACAAGGUCUGGUUGAUUCUCCGAGAGGUAGUAACGGAACUGGAACAAGGCAAGGUAAGAUUGAUUCUCCGAGAGGUAGUAAUGGAACUGGAACCAGACAAGGUCUUGUUGAUUCUCCAAGAGGUAGUAGCGGAUCUGUUGUACAGAAAUCUCCGAGGAGGUAUAGUUAUGAUCGGCCUCUCUUGCACAUAACACCUGUUGCUUCUCCUUUGCCUUCUCACAAUCAAUCUCCUCGUGUAAGAUAGUAUCACUGUAGUAUGGUUGCACUAAUGUUCACGCUACAAUGGAUUUGGUGGUGUUCUUUUUUUUUGUCAUAAGCAUUUUGAAAUAGUUUUCUGUUGUAAAGUAUAUGCUGCUCAGUGUGUAAAUUAAUGUAUCUGUUCACAUUAUUGAUGUUUUUCUCUUUAGGUGAGCACUAUGUGAUCUGUGUUCAGGUUUUGGUUUUGAACUUUUUAUCUUUUGAGUUAUGAUUACAAGACUUUGGUUCA